Molecule: messenger RNA, 1461 nt
Organism: Tetrahymena thermophila SB210
Lineage: Eukaryota; Ciliophora; Oligohymenophorea; Hymenostomatida; Tetrahymenidae
Exons: 1
Source: RefSeq, a predicted model, not a curated record
AUAAAAACACUAAAGAUUUAAAAAAGAAAAAAAAAAAAUCAUCAUCAUCAUCUUCUUCAUAACCCAUUCAUAAUUAAUACCUAAUAUAAAAUCAAAUACUAGAUUCUACUCAACAAAAGAUAAUAAAGAAAGGAGCAAAAUACAUAAUCUCUAUUUGCUAAAUACUUUGAAAUAUUCAAUCGCUCUUCAAGCAAUUUUGCAAAAUAUCGUAUCUAGGAUUUACACUCAAUACUAGUAACCCUUGCUAAAAGAAAGAAAUUCCUCUUUUGUUUUACAUUUAGUAACGAAUUACUAUCAGAAAUUAUAAAUCUAACAAUAACCGUAACGAACAAUCAAACAAAAGAAAAUAUAAAAAUGAGACAAGUUGAUUUUUAACUUAUUGAUGGUUCCUCUUGCUCUUUCGGAGAAACAUCUCCAAGCAACUCUUAAGCUGAUCAUUUGACUAUUGGGAAUCUUGUGUUCGAGACUAACCCUUAAUUUUGUUAAUCUGCUUCCGAAGAAGACUACUUUAACAGUGUCUUAUCUGCUAAGCAAAAUGCACUUCCUAUUUCUUGCAUUUUAGAAAAGAAGCAGAAAGGGAUCAUAGAAGUAAAUUAUUGUCAAAAGCGCUCUCAAUUCUCUAGUUUCAAAGAAAUGUCUUAACAAGUUAAUAAUAUUUGUGCUGAAUAGCAACACUCUAUUCAAAAGUAUUUGACUUUAUCAUAGGAUCAUAAAUAUUAGAAUGAAAAUAAUAAUAUAAGUGAUUCCGAUUCGAGUAGUGGUCGCGCUAGUUAUUAAUCUUGCUAGGAAUUAGAAUCAAAAGAAUCAGCAUUUGCUUACUUUAUUGAAAAAGAGCUGGGCAGCUUUUCUAACAAUACAGGAAUUAAUGGUAAAUCAUAAAUUUUCUCUUACACAAUUAUCUAGUGUGUCGAAGAUGAGCUAGAACCUUUCAUCUUGCGUAAAGGCUUCAGUGAAUCCCUUGUAACUAUCCUAGGUUCAAACCGUAAUCAUUUCUAGUAAAUGAUGAUGAGAAUCUCAACUUACGAACCCCGCUCUUAAGAAAUUCGUCGUUAAUAAAACAAUCAGCUCCUUUAAACCCACUUGUAAUGCUUCGAAGCAUCCAAAAUGGCAUCAUAAGAUGCUUACUCACAGCAAAGUUCCUCCUCCUAAUAAAUUUUUUAUCCAAACUUCCUUCCCACAUAGCCCUUAGUGAAUUACUAUCAAUCUCAAAUUGAAACUUUAGAAAAAAUAAUUCUAAAUUGCACUGUAAGCUCUACAGCUAUUCCCUGCAUAUUAAAUGGAGUCUUAUUAGGUUUUAUCUAAUUCGAAUUCUAUGCAUUCCAAGCUCCAAUUGUUAAAAAGCUUAUCGCAGACAGAAGAGUGAACAAGAUGUAAAUUCCUAACUUCUGGAAUGAACAAGAAUACAACAUCAAAAGCGAAUUAUUCCUAUAAAAAAUGGAAUGCUAUAACAAUACAAACUGA